This is a messenger RNA of Orbicella faveolata, 1041 nucleotides long. Its product is annotated as beta-1,3-galactosyltransferase 5-like. The record is from RefSeq and is a predicted model, not a curated record. Lineage: Eukaryota; Metazoa; Cnidaria; Anthozoa; Scleractinia; Merulinidae.
AUGAUCCGUGCGGAUUAUUAUGAACAUUACUGGAACCAGAGUUUGAAGAUACAGAUGGCCUUCGAAUGGGCAGCCAGAUAUUGUAAUUUUUCUUACCUUCUCAAAGCAGACGACGAUAUUUUCGUCAACUCUAAACGUUUACUGGAUGUCUUACAAUUGAAAUCAACGCCUAAGAAAGGCCUGUAUAUGGGUAAACUUCAUCACAAUCCGUUUCCUGCAAUUCAUCCUGAGUUUAAAUUGUGGAAAACAACGCUCCAGCACAAAACAACUUUGAUAACCAAGACUGUGUGUACACGGCACUACCCUCUCCUUAUCCUGGUCUCGUCUACACCAGCAAAUUUUGAGAGAAGAUAUUUGAUUCGUCAAACAUGGGGUGCCGAUAACAACAAUGUUCCUCAGUGGAAGACAUACUUUCUCCUUGGCCAGACAAGGGAUCAAACACAUUCAGAUUUACUCAAAAAAGAAGAUAGCGUCUAUGGCGACAUGAUCCGUGCGGAUUAUUAUGAACAUUACUGGAACCAGAGUUUGAAGAUACAGAUGGCCUUCGAAUGGGCAGCCAGAUAUUGUAAUUUUUCUUACCUUCUCAAAGCAGACGACGAUAUUUUCGUCAACUCUAAACGUUUACUGGAUGUCUUACAAUUGAAAUCAACGCCUAAGAAAAGCCUUUAUAUGGGUAAACUUCAUCACAAUCCGUUUGUACAGCGAGACGGAAAAUGGCGUGUCAGUUAUGAAGAAUACAGAGAAACACAACAUCCAGAUUUCUGUAGUGGUGCUGGCUUUGUUAUGUCAUAUGAUGUAGUCAAGAGUGUGGUUCCUUUAUUUGAUGUGAUUAAGCCGUAUAGACUAGACGAUGUAUAUGUUGGAAUGCUUGCAGAAAAACUCGGUGUAAGAGCAGUGAACCAUGGAGGGUUUGUUAUGCCAGAUAUUGAGAUUCUUCGUGAUGAAUGUAAUUUUGUUCCGAACACUCUUGUACAGCAUCGAGCUAUCGGAGAAUGUUUAAUUACAUUGUUUAAGAUUCACAAUGGCUCUUCAGAGUUAUAA